Molecule: messenger RNA, 2736 nt
Organism: Pseudogymnoascus verrucosus
Lineage: Eukaryota; Fungi; Ascomycota; Leotiomycetes; Thelebolales; Thelebolaceae
Exons: 6
Coding region: 348-2558 (736 amino acids)
Source: RefSeq, a predicted model, not a curated record
CACUGAACUUCCAAAUCCAAGAUACCAACCACCUUCGACUUUGAAACUGGACACAGAACUCAGAGCCCGUACACCGUGUGGGAGGUGAUAAGGUCUGGAAGUAUUCCAGGAACCUCCGAGAAAUCUCGACAUCAUGGAGAAUGCACUUGAGCCACCGGGAGGCUCCCCAUAUGGCGAUAACCCACCUCAGUUUCUCUUGGACGCAAUGAUGGAAGAACUUGGCAUUGGCAGAAUAAAUGAUCUUUCCUUGGAAGACAACCCAAAGGAUAGAAGAAAUGUCAACAUAGCUGUGGGAGCUUCCCUGGCGAAACCCCCCACUAAGGAGAUCAAGAAGAUUACCAGCAAAUAUGGGAAUGAGAUCAACAUGUGGAAAUCUUUCAAACCCGAUGAUGUGGAUCAAGAUGCUCUCUUAUUGGAUGACUUGGGAAGCGGCCAGUCACAUCGUCUUCGUAUGCAAGCAACUCUUGCUGGAUCUUCAAACCGAGGGGGAGGCGAUCCAAGAGGUGCUCGAGGUGGUCAUAGUGGCGCUAGUCACACCAGUGGUAGUUCAAGAGGUGGUGGGGUUACUGGACAGAGCAACAGAAGGAACAGAGCUCCCAUUGAGGAAAUUGCCAACCUACUCCGAUUCUCGGAUCCAUUAUCAGUUCUCCGUGGGGGAGGAGGUGGCGGACGAGGCGGCAAUAAUGGCCGUGCUGGUACAACUCACGGCCAUUUUGUUCAUGACAACCACACCGCAAAAGACCACACAAAGAAGACCCCCACAACAGAGACCCGUACAACGCAAUUCUUCUCCAUUGUUGUCUUUGGCAACCCCAGAGUCCUUUUUCCCAAGUGCCAAAAGAGUUGAGAAUACCCAACCUCAGCCAACUACCACACAACCAACCAAGAGACAGCCCGCUACCGGACAACUACCCCCUAAACCACCAACCACGAAACAACCAGCCAGUGGGCAAGCAACUGCCAGACAACCAGCCGUUAAGUCACCAGUCGUUAAACCACCCGCCACUAAACCACCAGUCACCAAGACACCAGCCACUGGACAACCAACCGCAGGACCAGUGGCUCCGAUUUCGAAGCCCAACAAACCCCCUCACAUUAAUUCACCCGCCAAAGUGCCCAAGGACAUUGCGCCUGAUAAUACCAGGACAAUACCAAGCAAAGACAAUGACGAGGACCUUAUCUUCUGUGAUCUUAUCUCUUUAGAUAAUGACGGAUGGGUGUCUACAGCCACAUCCGCUGAAGUUAUAGUGGAAGAGCCACCUUCAGCCUAUAUGCAAGACAUGUGGACCUUGGAAGAUAGUGCAAAUGCGGUCUUCAACAUAAUGGUAGAAGUUACGAUGAAAGGAAUGGCCAAGGAGAGGGCAGUUCUCGUGGAAACUAUUGCCAGUGGCGUGGUCCCAGAUGGUCGGGGGAUGGCAUCAUCUGUGUAUGCUUCGGAUGAGCCUGUAACCAAAGAAUCAAUCAAAACCUACUGGGAGACUCAGGGCCCCUCGUUCCGAAAAGGCCUUGAAAACGAAUCUAUUUGCCUGAUUCUCGAAGGUGUCGCUGCCGAGAUAGUCAGACGAGAUGCGCCUACUUCAAGUGAUUUAGGCCAGCAGGAUGUAUCGGGAAGCGUCUCCGAAUACGAUCAAUCUAACUCCGACGAGGCUAUCAAUCAAACCGAGCAGGCUGGCACCCCCGGCAGUGUGACUGGUGAGCCCCAAGGUGUUUCAGAACCCGUUGAGAACAUUUCUGGUAGUCCAGAGACUGCGGGAGACGUGAAGGAGCCUGAAAUUACUUUUGUACAAUACGAUGCCUCCGAGCUAUUGCAGCUCAGGAGCAGAGCUUUGACAGUGGAUAAGAGCGCCUUCCCUGACGAGAUCCGCCAGUUUGUUGUCAAGGAUACCAAUGAUACCAAUGUGUUGCUGCAGAAACCAAAGAUUAUAAAGGUGCUCGGAGGAUUGGCGGACUCAAAAUGGGCUAGUCCUUCUAAGACUAACGAUGAGAAUGUUGCUCCCAGCAAAACCAAGGCUGCCCCCAUAAAAACUAAUGCUGCUCCCCUCAAAACUAAUACCACUCCCGUCAAAACCAAUGUUGCUUCGAGCAAAGUCAAUUUCGACCCCAGCAAAGCCAGUUUCGUCCCCAGCAAUACCUCUCGGCCUUCUCCUACGGACAGCAGUGCAUCUAACUUCUUUUCGGAGAAGCUCCUGCCUACCAAGGCUACGAACGGACUGGCAGAUUCAAAAUGGGCAGACGAGCCGAAGACCCCUGAUACUUACACUCCACUAGAUCUCGUUUCAGCCAUUUUGAGCGUCACAGUGCCCGUCCGUCCCAAGCGUCCUGGCUUGAGUGAUUCCAUGUGGGCCGAUAAUCCUCCAAGCAAGGGAUCACUGACUCGCCCUUCGAUCAACAAAGAAGUUGUCGAUAGGAUGAUUAACCCCCAACUGACCCAUUCAAGCAGAGAUCGUCGCAAGAAGUCAAUCGAGAUCAUCACUGAGGCGACGAAGAGGAGGACUGCUGUACUUGAGAAACAAGCGGCUGAGAAGGAAGCUGCGUUUGCUAACUAUCCCCACUACUAACUUUGACUCGUGGCGGGUUGAGGAGCUGACCUGUGAGACGGAGAAUAAAGAGAAGGGCAGCAGCGAUUAAUAUGUUCGGAGCAGUCAACACUUCCAGGGCUCAACAAGGUUGGCGAAACGGGCUGAGGCAGUGAGAAACCAAAGAGAUGGGCUGGAGAUGAAGACCUUAGAUUAUGAC